UCGGCGGAACUCGUUGUUCGUGGCUCCGCUGGCGGCGGAGCGCAGGCAGCGCCGCACCGUGCGGUCACCUCUGUGCGCCGCCGCCGCCGCCAUGCCGUUCCUCCCGGACGAGGCCCGUUCGCUGCCGCCGCCGCCCCUUGUGAACAAGGGCUCGGUGUGGUUGGGGCUGUGCGGAUGGUUGGCGGCCCUGCUGGACAACGGCUUCGCCCAGCGGCCCGUCCUGAAAGCGGGUGUUCACCGCCAGGUCCUGUUUACCACCGUGGGGUGGUUCGCCGGCUAUUUCCUUGUUAAACAUGCUGAGUAUGUCCACGCUAAACUGGACAGAGAGCUGCUCGAUUAUGUCCGGCGGCACCCUGAGGACUUUAAGGCAGCAGAAAAGAAAAGAAUAGGGGAACUCCUGGAGGAUUUCCAUCCAAUUCGCUGAUGCUUCUGCUGAGCUGAUUCUGGGUUAAGAGCUCCACAGGGCUGCCUGCGGCUUUUCAGCUGCCCACGUUUGGAAGGGGAACCAUUGAUCUCAUUAAAUAAAAGUUAAUGAUGAAAUACAGA
Messenger RNA from Coturnix japonica (Japanese quail), 546 nucleotides. RefSeq names its product NADH:ubiquinone oxidoreductase subunit C2 (gene NDUFC2). Gene Ontology annotation, biological process: mitochondrial electron transport, NADH to ubiquinone. The record is from RefSeq and is a predicted model, not a curated record. NCBI's taxonomy places the organism in Eukaryota, Metazoa, Chordata, Aves, Galliformes, Phasianidae. Gene Ontology annotation, cellular component: respiratory chain complex I; mitochondrial inner membrane.